AUAUAGCAAACCAAAGAAGGGUGAACAUAACAUGAGUGAGAGCGUGUAAAUAUCGAGCGAUGUUGAGUAUCUAUCAGCGCCGACGCCGAGGAAUAGUAGCCAGUACGACCGCUGCUACAGCAGAAGGUUGAAUAGAAGAGUCUUAGGAGGAAUAUAUCACCACGAUAUACAUAUUUCAGUCUCAACAAUUUUAUAACGACACCAACCAGUUCGCCGCGAGUUCUCGUCAUCAGUACGUCGUUCUGAACCUUCCAAUUAGUGUGCAUAUGCAUAUUACAUAUACAACUGUUAAGUUUUCAUUUUUUGAACAAAUAAAUAUACAAUUAGCUGAAAAUAAUAGACAAGAGAAUUAUCAAAACCGAUAAAUAUUUAAAAAAAAGUGAUAGUGUUAUCUAGACAUAAGCACAAGUGAAUUAAACUGCAGUACUUGAGUCCUGCAACAAAAUUUAUCUGUUGAAUUUAUCAAUAUUAUCUGUGAUCCUUCAUUAAAAAAAACAACAACAACGAAUAGAAGCAAUAAUAUUCAAGAGAGUUUUGUAAGUUAAGACAACCGAGCAGUAAUUACUUUUAAAAGUCGUCGAGGUGUCAUGAGAGGCGGCUUCACAAUCCGCCCUUCUUAUUUGUCCUACGUAGAGUCAUGCAUGUCGCGCCCUUCAAACGAGUGACACCAUUCUAUCAUUCUGAUCAGUCAUUGUGUGACUGCAAACAAUGUGAUUCAGAUGACGUUACUAUGUCACGAACUUGUCAUGUGGUUGGUUUAAAUAUGGAGCUACACAUCCUAAUUUGAGGAAUUGGAUAAGAAAAGUUUUUGGCUAACGGCCUAAGAUUUAUCAUUGACAAGAAGUCAUAUGCCAAAUGUACGUCAAUGUCAUGGUUAACGUCAAUAUUUUUUUGAAAUUAAAAUCAAAUUCCUGAUGAUUAUUCCCAGUUAUGAUCAUAUAUUUGGUCUUGAUGCAACAAGGAAUUCCUAUCCUUUAAUAUGAUAAUAAUGUUGAUGUUAUCAAAAAUUUAUAAAUAAAUAUCACAACCAGAAAUGUAAGAGUAAAAAUGGCGUUUUAUUAUGCUGAUGAAACCAGUGAAGAAAUCGUCGUAGCUGGAUGUGAACCAGUUGCUUGAGGAAUGUUUAACGCAUCGGCGAAUUUUAUUUUCUCUGUUCAAGAGCGAUUAAAUUAUUUAUUGAGUGGUGCUACAGUGGGAUACGAAAAUACAGGGCGAAAUGGUGAGGUGUACAACGAAGAGAAUCUAUCAAAUCCCGGAAGUAUUGUUGAAGCCUCGAGUACGACCAAAGAUACCGGUGGAAGUAAAAAUGGAUGGAGGCUCCGUCGGAGUUCGUCACAAGGCAAAGACAAUGAAUUGGCUUUUCGUUUGGGGAAUGACGAAGAAGGGAGUGGAAGACGCGGAGGGAUGGAGGGGAAGGACCCAGAGGCGGACGACUCUGUUCACCUCAAGAGACGGGUGGGACUCGUCAGUGGGGUGGCUUUAAUUGUUGGUACAAUGAUUGGAUCAGGAAUUUUUGUUUCACCGACCGGCCUUUUAAUUCGAACUGGCAGUGUCGGGUUGAGUUUUUUGGUAUGGACAGCAUGUGGUGUACUAAGCUUAUGCGGUGCUCUAGCAUACGCAGAGCUAGGAACAAUGAACACCAGUAGCGGUGCUGAAUAUGCUUACUUUAUGGAUGCUUUUGGAGCACCACCAGCUUUCUUAUUUUCUUGGGUAUCAACAUUAGUCUUGAAGCCAUCACAAAUGGCGAUAAUAUGCCUAUCAUUUGCCCAAUAUGCUGUGGAAGCAUUUGCUGAAGAAUGUGAACCACCAGAACAUUUGGUGAAGCUUGUAGCGCUUCUUGCUAUUACAGUUAUUCUUUUAAUUAAUUGCUAUAGCGUGAAUCUUGCAACUGGCGUACAAAAUACCUUCACUGCGGCCAAGCUCAUUGCCAUCCUGGUUGUCAUAGCUGGUGGGUCGUGGUCUCUUGCCAAAGGGAACACUCAACACCUCCAAGGUGCAUUUAAAAUGUUGGAUGGCAGUGAUUCUAUCAACAUCGGUAGACUUGCAACUGCAUUUUAUACGGGAUUAUGGGCUUAUGAUGGAUGGAACAACUUAAACUAUGUCACUGAAGAAAUUAAAGAUCCUUCGAAGAAUUUACCUAGAUCGAUUAUGAUUGGAAUUCCUCUCGUUACCGUCUGCUAUGGACUCAUUAAUUUAUCCUAUUUAGCAGUUAUGUCACCUAUGGAAAUGAUUGAAAGUGAAGCGGUGGCUGUAACCUUUGGAAACCGAAUUUUAGGAGUAAUGGCUUGGUUAAUGCCAUUCUCAGUGGCUGUGAGUACUUUUGGUUCAGCAAAUGGAACCCUUUUUGCGGCAGGAAGGUUGUGUUUUGCUGCUUCUAGACAAGGUCAUCUCCUAGACUGCUUGAGCUAUGUACACAUACGUCGAUUUACACCUGCGCCGGGACUCAUUUUUCAUUCUUUAGUGGCAGCUACAAUGGUACUAUCUGGAAAUAUUGAUUCUUUGAUUGAUUUCUUUUCGUUUACGGCUUGGAUAUUUUAUGGAGGUUCAAUGCUCGCUCUCUUAGUGAUGCGCAAAACACGACCUAAUCAUCCUCGACCUUAUAAAUGUCCACUUGUCAUACCUAUUUUUGUGCUAGGAAUCUCAAUGUACCUGAUAGUUGGCCCGAUUAUUGAUAAUCCACAAAUCGAGUAUUUGUAUGCCGCUGGUUUUAUCGCUGCUGGCAUGUUAUUCUACCUCCCAUUUGUUAAAUAUGGAUACGUGCCCAAGUUUAUGGAAAGGGUCAAUGUUUUUCUUCAAAUGCUCCUAGAGGUGGCUCCAACUGCUGCCGCGUAUGAUUAAUUAUAAUCAUGAUUCAAUUAGACUAUUUAGGAUGAUUGAAGAACUGAUAUCAACAAAAAAUUUUUUUACUAUUUCAU
This is a messenger RNA of Chelonus insularis, 2915 nucleotides long. It is a transcript of the gene sbm, whose product is annotated as sobremesa. The record is from RefSeq and is a predicted model, not a curated record. Bases 1120 to 2838 code for a protein of 572 amino acids. Gene Ontology annotation, biological process: amino acid transmembrane transport. Gene Ontology annotation, molecular function: L-amino acid transmembrane transporter activity. Lineage: Eukaryota; Metazoa; Arthropoda; Insecta; Hymenoptera; Braconidae. The transcript is spliced from 6 exons. Gene Ontology annotation, cellular component: membrane.